Molecule: messenger RNA, 213 nt
Organism: Drosophila erecta
Lineage: Eukaryota; Metazoa; Arthropoda; Insecta; Diptera; Drosophilidae
Product: accessory gland-specific peptide 70A
Exons: 2
Coding region: 1-171 (56 amino acids)
Biological process (GO): regulation of female receptivity, post-mating
Cellular component (GO): extracellular region
Molecular function (GO): hormone activity
Source: RefSeq, a predicted model, not a curated record
AUGAAAGCUGUAUCACUUCUCCUGGUUCUCGUUUGCAUAGUCGGUUUGGUCCAGUCUUGGACUUGGCCGUGGCAAAAGAAACCUCCGGUCAAAUUUCCAAUUCCAAGCCCGAAUCCUCGUGAUAAGUGGUGCCGUCUUAAUUUGGGGCCCGGUUGGGGUGGAAGGUGUUAAGAUAUGAGUAUUUCCGUUUAAUAUAAAAUAAACCCAAACCAA